Messenger RNA from Moneuplotes crassus, 1296 nucleotides. The record is from the annotation of a GenBank genome assembly. NCBI's taxonomy places the organism in Eukaryota, Ciliophora, Spirotrichea, Euplotida, Euplotidae.
AUGACUGAAGUCAUCACCCUCGGAAUCGGCGGAGCCGGAGUCAGCGUCUGCCACAACCUGUGGGACUACUACAUCCAGGAGAGAGACAACAACCAGGAAUACGAGAAGUACAACCAAGCUGUCAACUUCCAUGAGGAUUCAGCAGGGAGUUAUGUCCCCAGAGGGCUCUUCAUUGAUACUGACCCAACUGGGACUGAUUUAGUGCAAGAGUCAGCCAUUCAGCACUGGUUCAAUGACGACCAUUAUUCAACAGGGAGUGAUGGAACUGGCACCAAUUAUGGAGAAGGAAGAUACACUUCUGGAAGAGAACAAAUUCCAGAGAUACAGGAUAAAUUGAGAAAGCAAGCUGAAUCUUGUGACUCUUCUCCAAUUAUUUUUAUCAUUGGAUCUACUUCUGGAGGAACAGGCAGUGGCCUUUCUGAUUUAAUUUGAGAAGAUCUUUACAGCGAAUUCAACAUUAUUAAAUACAAUAUUUAUCACCCUCCGACUUCGCUCAGCAUUCCUAAUGAAUGCUUCAACACCAUGUAUUCAACUAGAUUUUGUCAAGAAUAUGCAAGAUUCAGCGUAAAUGUGGAUAACGACCAAUGAGUAGAUAUUCUCAACAGAUUAGGAAUCUCUGAUCCGACCUAUGAUGACAUCAAUUCUUUACUAUCUUCAAAUAUUUCGAUGAUCACAUGCAUCAAUUUCUUGACUCCCAGCUUUGCUCCUUGGGAGGUUAUUCCUAAGGUGCCCAAUCAAUUCCCAACUUUGAACGAAAUCACAGAGGACUUAUUUAGAUGCUCGAAUUCUCUAAUAACAACGAGUCAACAAGAAGAUCAAAUAAUCGCUGCAAACAUAAGUAAGAAAGUAGACCUCACCGAUAGCCUGCUUUGGAGAUGUUCACCAGGAAGACCUCAUCAGUUAGCUCUUGUUUCAUCAUCAAUAGGCUCAAUUGAACACUCCCAGAAGUCAGACCUCAACACCUUCUGCGACUUCACUAAUACAGCAAUGGAGGUUAAUAAAACUGAGCUGGGGGAAGGCUGCACUAGAUUUAGUGACAAGGUAACUGAUACACUCUACAACAUGAAGAGAAGUGCUUGCAUGCUCCUGAACUCUGGAAAAACAGCAGAGGUCCUUGAAAGGGUCGCUACAGCAUUUGACAAACUUUGUAGACCAAGAGCCUACUUCCACACAUACUUAGGAUUAGGCUUUGGUGAAGGAGAAUUCACUGAAAACAGAGAAUUCUUUGCAUGAAUGCUUCAGGAUUACUUUGAACUGAGUGCAAAGUAUCAACCUCCUGAGUUCAUUGAAGAGUAA